Messenger RNA from Cynara cardunculus var. scolymus (artichoke), 2109 nucleotides. RefSeq lists its product as uncharacterized. The transcript has 2 exons. Lineage: Eukaryota; Viridiplantae; Streptophyta; Magnoliopsida; Asterales; Asteraceae. Bases 1 to 2109 code for a protein of 702 amino acids. Gene Ontology annotation, molecular function: nucleic acid binding; zinc ion binding. The record is from RefSeq and is a predicted model, not a curated record.
AUGUCUGAAAUGCUACCAAGUUUGGUAGCACAAACUGUAGAAGCACUCCGUCAAUCUGACGAGGCUCAAGACCCAAACCUUGUGAACCAACCAUCAGAGACUCAAGGUCAAAGAACCAACACUGGUAGUAAUUCCCAAGAGAUUCAUCUAUGGCUUGAACGAUUUCACAAACAGAAACCUCGAGUUUUUAUUUCGGCAGCUACUCCAGUCGAUGCCGAAGAUUGGAUCAUACAUUUGGAAAAGAUAUUUCGAGUUUUGGGUUGCCCAGAUCAUAUCUGUGUUGAAUUGGCAAUAUAUAAAUUGGAAGCAAUAUUUCUCCAAUCUGACAAAGAUGCGUAUGGUCGAGAAUAUGCUAUUAUUCGUCAACGAGAUGAUGAGUCUAUCACCGACUAUAUGGCCAGAUUUCUACGUAUUGUGGGUACUGCAUCACAUCAAACUGAAAAAUUCAAAUGGUCACUUAAUGGAAAGUACAGAUCAAAGUUGAUCAAUCAAAAUUUUACUACAGUUGCUCAGGUUGCUGAUGCCGCACGAAAUAUAGAAAGGGAACGACUCGACACCAUUCAGUUCAAGGGUGAUAAAGAUAAAAAGCGAAAGCAUGACGGGUCAUCGGGAAGUUUCAACAAGUUUAAGUCAGGCAAUUCAGAUAAAAGGAGAUUUGGUGGUAGSAAAUUUUYRGGGUCAUCUCAGAGUAUUACAAGUUCAAAUCCUUCAGUCAUGACUCCUCCAACUGUUUGCAAAGAAUGUAAUCUACCACACCGACCGGGUCCGUGCCUUCAGAUGACUGGUUCAUGUUUUAAUUGUGAUCAGCGAGGUCAUCUGGCUAGAAAUUGUAAAGUGGGUCAAGCGGCUAAAGCUUCAGGGACAAGUCAGUCUAAAGACAAGGGAAAACAAUCCACCGCCGGAGGUCGAGUAUUCACAUUAUCAGCAGACAAACCCACUACUGGUAUGGUCUCUGGUCAUCUCCUUAUUGAUGAUAUGAGUAUAUAUGUUUUAUUCAAUACAGGGGCAACUCAUUCUAUAGUUGCAGAACAUCUUGAAAGUAAUCUUAGACAGUAUGAACAGUCACUUGAGUUUCCCUUGCUUAUCUCUACCCCUAUGGGGAGCUCUAUCUGUAUUGUUGCACAAUACAAAGACUGUCCUUUAUUUAUUGCAAAUCGAAUUCGAAAAAUCACCCUUCUUCCGAUGAAGAUGAACCAUUUUGAUAUAAUUGUUGGUAUGGAUUGGUUAUCCGAACAUCAAGCUGUGAUUGACUGCGAUUCAAAGCAAGUGAUAUUUGGUGAUAAAGUCAAUCCAAAAUCUGUAUUCCAGGGUGUCUCGCCUAAACCGGGAACCCGAGUUAUAUCGGUUGUCCAAGCUAAAGCUUUGAUUUGGCAAAGUUAUGAAGGCUUCUUAGCUGCACUUCAAGAUCCGGGUGAGAUACAACUUAAACCUGAAGAUAUUCAUAUUGUUAAUGAGUUCCUAGAUGUUUUUCUAGAUGAACUUCCCGGUGUUGCCUCGGAACGCGAAGUUCAAUUUUCUAUUGACUUAAUUGCAGGAGCUGCACCAAUUUCAAAGGCUCCAUAUCAUAUAGCUCCUUCAAAAAUGAAAGAGCUUAAAGUGCAAAUUGAAGAUCUAUUGAGCAAAGGUUUUAUCCGUCCCAGUGUAUCUCCAUGGGGUGCACCUGUUCUCUUUGUUAAGAAGAAAGACGGUUCCAUGAGACUCUGUAUUGAUUACAGGGAGCUGAACCGCGUUACCAUUCGAAAUAAAUAUCCCUUACCUCGUAUUAACGACCUAUUUGAUCAGUUACAAGGUGCUCGUUAUUUUUCUAAGAUCGAUUUAAGGUCGGGAUAUCAUCAGUUACGAACUCGAGAACAAGAUAUCCCAAAGACUGCUUUUCAUACCCGUUACGGUCACUUUGAAUUUGUUGUCAUGCCGUUUGGAUUAACAAACGCUCCUGCAGUCUUCAUGGACCUAAUGAAUCGUAUCUUCAAGGAUUACCUCGAUGAGUUCAUUAUUGUUUUUAUUGAUGACAUCCUGGUAUAUUCUAAAAACAAAAGAGGAUCACGAAAACCAUUUGCCGAUAGCCUUGAGAACUCUUCGAGACAAAAGCUUAUACGCAAAAUUCUCUAA